This is a messenger RNA of Drechmeria coniospora, 1299 nucleotides long. Its product is annotated as acyl-CoA dehydrogenase. The transcript is spliced from 2 exons. Bases 1 to 1299 code for a protein of 432 amino acids. The record is from RefSeq and is a predicted model, not a curated record. NCBI's taxonomy places the organism in Eukaryota, Fungi, Ascomycota, Sordariomycetes, Hypocreales, Ophiocordycipitaceae. Gene Ontology annotation, molecular function: flavin adenine dinucleotide binding; oxidoreductase activity, acting on the CH-CH group of donors.
AUGGCGCCUGACCCGAAGCUCGACCUCGACGACGGCAUCCCCUGGAGCGAGCCCGCGUGGCAGCGCAACGUAGCGUCGCCCUACUACAAGCCCUCGCACCGCCGUCUGCGGGACGCCAUCCGUCGGUACAUCGACGCCAACGUCCUCCCGCACGCGCUCGAGUGGGAGGCCGAGGGGGACGUCCCCGUCGAGGUCGCGCGGCGGUUCGUGCAGUCGGGCAUCCCGUUGGACGACGUGCCGGCGACGUAUCGUCCCUCUCACGUGCCUAACCUCGCGGGCGUGCCUCACGACCAGCUCGACGCCUUCCACACGCUCGUCAUGGCCGACGAGAUGGCGCGCAUCGAGGGCGGCGUCGGCAUCGCCCUCGCCGGCGCCUCGUCCAUCGGCGCGCCGCCCAUCAUCCACCACGGCACCGAGGAGCAGAGGGCGCGCUGGCUGCCCGGCUUGUUCACGCGCGAGACGAGCUUCUGCCUCGGCGUCACGGAGCCCGGAGCCGGGUCCGACGUGGCCCGCAUCACGACGACGGCGCAGAAGACGGCGGAUGGCCUCUUCUACGUCGUCAACGGGGCCAAGAAGUGGAUCACCGGCUCCCCCUGGGCCUCCCACAUGACGACGGCCGUCCGCACCGGCGGCUCCGGCGUCGGUGGCAUCUCCGUGCUCGUCAUCCCCAUGGACGCCGCCGGCGUGCAGGUGCACAGGAUCCACAACAGCGGUCAGAACGCCGGGGGCGCGUCCCUCGUCGACCUCGACAACGUGCGCGUGCCCGUGGCCAACCUCGUGGGGGCCGAGAACGCCGGCUUCGGCGUCAUCAUGCGCAACUUCAACCGCGAGCGCUUCCUGCUGGCCGUGGCCUGCAACCGCAAGAGUCGCACGUGUCUGGCCAUGUCCUUCCAGUACGCCAUGCGUCGCGAGACGUUUGGCCGGCCGCUGCUGCGCAAUCAGGUCAUCCGCCGCAAGCUCGUCGAGUUGGCCCACCGCGUCGAGGCGCACUGGGCUUGGCUCGAGCAGCUCGCCUUUUGCGUCGACGCCGCACCCCUCGGCUGGCAGAGCCCGGACAUUGCCGCCACCGUGGCCCUGCUGAAGAUUCAAGGCGGCCAGAUGGUCGAGCUGGCCGCUCGCGAGGCCCAGCAGGUCUUUGGAGGUGCCGGCUAUCAAAGGGGCACGGGACCCGGCGCGACCGUUGAGCAAAUCAGCCGCGACCUGCGCAUGUUGGUCGUCGGAGGUGGAAGCGAGGAAAUCAUAUCCGACCUCGUCAUACGACAGGAGCUGUCUCUCGCUGCAGGGGGAAGCAAGCUGUGA